AUGGUUAAAUCCACAAUGCCUGACCAUAAAAGCAAAGACGAAGCAGACCAGAAGAAAAGAGAGGAGAAGAGAAAGCAGGAGGAAAAAGAAAAAAAAGAGUACGAACAGUACCUCCAAAGAGUGAGAGACAUGAUCCAGGAGGACAGAAAAACAAACAAGGAGAAAGCACAAGUUGAAAUAGAUGGGAUGCUAGCUCUCCAGACCGCCUCGCUAAAAGAGUCACUGCUUAAGCCUCUGACUGGCUCACGGGAAAGACUGACAGAUGAUCAAAACCCAAGCGAGAUCACAAUAAAAAUAAUCCACGAAACAAGAAAACAGCUGCACACCCUCCCGGAGACUGCAACUGUAAGCGACUUUAAAAACAUUCUUAAAACACACUUUAAUAUAAAGAACCCAAAGGCCUUUAUCUCCACUAUAGCAGAAAUAGACUUCAAAAACCUCGGCGUAUCAUUGAAAUCGAUAGGAGUCUCAAACAUGGACACCAUCUAUGUCCACAGUUUAUAA
Molecule: messenger RNA, 504 nt
Organism: Nematocida minor
Lineage: Eukaryota; Fungi; Microsporidia
Exons: 1
Coding region: 1-504 (167 amino acids)
Source: RefSeq, a predicted model, not a curated record